UUCAGAUGAUGGACUUGGAUGUGCUUCUGUGAGGACGGGCCACGGGUCCACGGGUCUACAGGUCCAAGAACAGGCAUGUCCAGGCUACCGCCAUCAUAGGGAACUGGGGCCUGGUGGCUGCACUUCCCUGGGACCCGGGUGUGGUCGGGCACAAGAACAAGAAGCACAUCGCCACCCAUGACAUCAUGACAGCAAGAGAGCACAGCCCGCGCCAUGGCGCCAGGCCCCGCUCGAUGAUGCAGCGGGCAUCCACCAUCGAUGUGGCAGCUGACAUGCUGGGCCUGUCCCUGGCAGGAAAUGUACAGGAUCCAGAUGAGCCCAUUUUAGAAUUCAGUUUAGCUUGCAGUGAGCUGCAUACACCGUCGCUAGAUCGAAAACCAAAUAGUUUCGUAGCUGUGAGUGUCACCACCCCUCCUCAGGCCUUCUGGACGAAGCAUGCGCAGACGGAGAUCAUUGAGGGAACCAACAACCCUAUCUUCCUAAGCAGCAUUGCCUUCUUCCAGGACUCGCUUAUCAAUCAGAUGACACAGAUCAAGCUCUCCGUGUACGAUGUCAAAGAUAGAUCUCAGGGAACAAUGUACUUACUUGGCUCUGGAAACUUUAUUGUCAAGGAUCUGCUCCAGGACAAGCAUCACAGGUUGCAUUUAACACUAAGGUCUGCAGAGAGUGACCGCGUGGGUAACAUCACCGUGAUAGGCUGGCAGAUGGAUGAGAAGUCUGACCAGCGGGCCCCCGUGACCCGGUCUGUGGACACCGUCAAUGGGCGGAUGGUCCUGCCUGUGGACGAAAGCUUGACCGAGUCCCUGGGGAUCCGAUCCAAGUAUGCUUCCUUGCGAAAAGACGCUUUGCUGAAGUCGGUGUUCGGCGGCGCCAUCUGCCGCAUGUACCGGUUCCCGACCACGGACGGCAACCACCUGCGGAUCCUGGAGCAGAUGGGGGAGAGCGUGCUCUCCCUGCACGUGCCCCGGCAGUUCGUGAAGCUCCUGCUGGAGGAAGACGCCGCCAGAGUGUGUGAACUGGAGGAACUGGGGGAGCUGUCGCCUUGCUGGGAGAGCCUCCGGCGCCAGAUCGUCACCCAGUACCAGACCAUCAUCCUCACGUACCAGGAGAACCUGACCGACCUCCACCAGUACAAAGGUCCCUCAUUCAAAGCCAGCAGUUUGAAAGCAGACAAAAAGUUAGAAUUUGUUCCCACAAACUUGCACAUCCAAAGGAUGAGAGUUCAAGAUGAUGGAGGAUCAGAUCAGAACUACGACAUCGUCACCAUCGGAGCCCCAGCGGCACACUGCCAAGGUUUUAAGUCGGGAGGCCUCCGCAAAAAGCUGCACAAAUUUGAAGAGACCAAGAAACACAGUUUUGAGGAGUGUUGUGCGUCGCCCAUCUGCCAGUCCAUUGUCUACAUACCGCAGGACAUCGUCCGAGCAAAGGAGAUUAUCGCCCAGAUCAACACUCUGAAAACCCAAGUUAGUUACUAUGCAGAGCGGCUCUCGAGGGCCGCGAAGGACAGGUCCGCCACUGGCCUCGAGAGGACCCUUGCCAUCUUGGCAGAUAAGACUCGGCAGCUGGUGACGGUCUGUGACUGCAAGCUGUUGGCCAGCUCCAUCCACGGGCUGAAUGCCGCGCGACCCGACUACAUUGCCUCCAAAGCCUCCCCCACUGCAACGGAGGAGGAGCAGGUGAUGCUCAGGAACGACCAGGACACACUCAUGGCCAGGUGGACGGGGAGAAACAGCCGGUCUUCUCUGCAGGUGGACUGGCACGAGGAGGAGUGGGAGAAGGUGUGGCUGAACGUGGACAAGAGCCUGGAGUGCAUCAUCCAGCGGGUGGACAGGCUGCUGCAGAAGGAGCGCCUGCAGGGCGAGGGCUGCGAGGACGUCUUCCUCUGUGCCGCUGCCGCUGCCGCCGCCGCCGCCGCCGGCAGCUGCCCCAGCAAGAAAGAUGGCAGCCCCCCUGCUGAAGAAUCCAGCCCAGGAGAAUGGAGUGAGGCCCUGUACCCACUGCUGACCACCCUCACGGACUGCGUGGCCAUGAUGAGUGACAAGGCCAAGAAGGCGAUGGUCUUCCUGCUCAUGCAGGACAGCGCGCCCACCAUAGCCACGUCCCUGAGCCUGCAGCAUCGCCGAGACGUCGUCUUCUGCCAGACCCUUACCGCCCUCAUCUGCGGCUUCAUCAUCAAGCUGCGGAACUGCCUGCACGACGACGGGUUCCUGCGGCAGCUCUACACCAUUGGGCUGCUGGCCCAGUUUGAGAGCCUGCUGAGCACCUACGGCGAGGAGCUGGCAAUGCUGGAGGACAUGAGCCUCGGGAUCAUGGACUUGAGGAACGUGACCUUCAAAGUCACGCAGGCCACGUCCAGCGCAUCGACUGACAUGCUGCCGGUCAUCACCGGGAACCGCGACGGCUUCAAUGUGCGGAUCCCCCUGCCGGUCUCGCUGUUUGACUCGCUGCCCCGGGAGAUCCAGAGCGGCAUGCUGCUGCGGGUGCAGCCCGUCCUCUUCAACGUGGGCAUCAACGAGCAGCAGACGCUGGCCGAGAGGUUCGGAGAUACGUCUUUGCAAGAGAUGAUCAACGUGGAGAGUCUGGCACGGCUGACGUCCUACUUUGAGCAGUUCAAGGAAGUUCUGCCGGAGGAUUGCCUACCUCGGUCUCGGAGCCAGACGUGCCUGCCUGAGCUGCUGCGCUUCCUGGGCCAGAACGUGCACGCCAGGAAGAAUAAGAACGUUGACAUCCUCUGGCAAGCUGCUGAGAUCUGCCGCCGCCUUAACGGAGUCCGGUUCACCAGUUGCAAGAGCGCCAAGGACCGCACGGCCAUGUCGGUGACGCUGGAGCAGUGCCUGAUCCUGCAGCACGAGCAUGGCAUGGCCCCGCAGGUCUUCACUCAGGCCCUGGAGUGCAUGCGCAGCAUUGGAACACGGGAGGUAGUCACCCAGAAGAACUUGAGCGGCCUGGUGCCCAUCCGAGACUUAAGACUAGAUCCCAGCCUCCUCUGUUCCAUUCCUUUACUCGCUCUCAGCCCCAAUUUACUGAUUGUGUGGCUUUUCCUGAGCAUAGCGUACCUGGUGGCCAAAUUGCGUUGCAAAUGAAUGGCAUUAUGAAAAACAAUUAAUAACCAGUUACAAGAAAAAAAAGUGCCAGAAUAUUGUCUAGCCACCGUGGACAGAAGGAAUGUGUCAAAGCGUGAUCUGCCAAGAACAUAUCAUGCCUUACAGUUUGGCGUUUUGUUGUUCGGAACUGUAAAUACCCGGCCAAAUUAUCUCACCAAGAGGAUGCGUUCAUGUAAAUCCUGCAGCAUUUUCAGUGCUUGUCACAUGUCCCGUUACUGCAUAAUGCCGCUGGCCUGGAGAUACAUUACUUGUAUCGACCCUCUGACCUUCUGAUGUAAAACGUAUUUACUACCUGUAUUAUUUCACGUGCCCUGUUCCCAGAGAAAGGAAUUCUGUCUGGGAGGAAUUUGUAUAUUGGAUAAUGUCCUUUCAAUGUACUGCUAACCUUUUUCCUUUCCUUUCCAAAGUAAGUGAGAAGCAAAAGAGAGCUGCUGUAUCACUGCCUCAUCUAGAUAAGCCUAUCCAAUAGGACAGGUCCUUUCUGCUUUCAGCUCAAAGCGGGGUUCCCCUAAUUACUGUAGCAAACCAUUUGCAGAGUUCUGACAGGCCUUACCUCCUGUUUAAAGUUUUCAGUUUGGGAUGACACAGAGAAGUCAGGCACACCAAGCCAGUGCAUUGCAUGCGGCCUUAGAUUCACUCUUUUUUUAAAGCUUAAGGUUCGCAAAACUGAUUCCAGGAAUUGACGCAUAGUCACAAAAAGCUGUUCAGUUUACAUACUGAUUUUCGUGGAAAUAGCAUUUUCCAUUAAAAAAAUGCAUCAUUAGUUCUAGAUUCAAGAUCAGAAGUAUUUUUCCCUGUUACUGAUCAAAGAUGGCUAGUAAUGACAAAACUGUAGAAAUGUUUACCAAAACACGAGGCCUGAAUUUUAUAGGUGAUUAUGCAGCUGGAGCUUUGCGUGUUAAGGGCCACUUUGUUUUCUGCUGUUAUUACUCUCAGCUCUAAGAUGGCUGGGCCCCCAAAUCGGGAUGUAACCUUAACAGUCACUUAGGGCAUAAGGCUAAUUGCGUACCUGUGAAGGUAACAAUAAAUCAGCAAGUUCUACAGACCCCAUGGAAGUACUACUACUAUAUGGUUUCUCUGCUGUACAAUUCAAAUUAGUGGCACUGCUGUUUUCUCCCUCCAGCUGGUUCCCUACACACAGCAUAUUAUGAAAGUGGAUUUCUUCUCACCAGUCUAGAAAAAUGGGGUGAUGUUCGAGUAUCUACUUUUUCCAGAAACUUACACUUAGGCGGCAUGCACACAAAGCCCAGUCCACUACAAACUCUUACUUUGCCAGUCUCAUUCUAGGCCAUCAGAACUUACUCCAGAGUAUGCGUGGGUUCUAGGAACCAACCAUAGAAACAGUUAACAGUGAAUGACCAACACCUCACUCAGUCCGAACCAGUGUUUCCCAGUGUGGGAGACACUGACCCCUAGGGGGCACUAGAAUGAUCCUGGAGGGCUGAAAGCAGAUACCUACACUUUAUCUUGGUUUAUGGGCUACCAGACAGAGGCUUUUAAUUACUGAGUUUCUUUUGUUUUGUUUUUUAAAGAGGGCAGUAGGCCAAAUAAAUUUGGAGACCUGUGGUCUAAAUUCUAUAACGAGAAGACUCUUCAUCACAUACUGGCUCACCCUUUCCUAGAAGCCCCUCUAGACCACGGCAGGCUCCCAGGGCAGGAGUUCCUGCUGCAUCAUGCUCGCAAGCGAAUUCCCUCCCCUCACAAGUGCAGUGUGCCACUGUCCUUCCCAGAGUAAACAAGGUAGCUGCUCUGUGGCGCAGCCCCUGGCUUCCUUCCUCACCGAAUGCCAACCAGAAGUUGUUUUAAGUUACUGCAACAUGACAAGUCGUCACCAGACCAGAGGUCAGAAAACUUUUGAGAUAGAAGAGCCAAUCCUGUCCCUCACAACAAUUAAAAAGUUCGAGAGCCAUAAAUAUGUUUUUACAAACAAAUGGAAUCACCAUUUUCUGAUUAAUAUCCUUUGUUUUCAGCUUUACUUCAGAGACACAUGUAUGUAUUAAAACGACCGCAGGUGGCUCGAGAGCUGCAGUCUGCCAGCCCUGCUCUAGAUGCUGCCCAUCCAGUCUGUGAUGCUCUCAAAGGUGUGCUCACGGGGGCCAUCCCCCCAGUUGAGGUGCACACUUGGGCUCUCCCAGGCCAUCCUAUUUACAUUAAUUCCAAGUGGGAAAGUAGAUUCCUGGUGCACUUCUAUUCCAUAGCCUCACAGCCCCUCCCCGGGUGCCGCAGGGCUCCUGUCAGUCACUCUUUCUGGGUGCCAAGGAGGAGUGUGGCCAGGCAGCCUUUCUGACCACAAGGCCUUGCCUUCCCCAUUUCCUUGGGGCCAAGGUGGCUCUGUGGCACUCUCUCCAGUCUCCUCCCAGAGGGCCAUGGCUUCUAGCAAAGUCUGUGUGGUCUCAGAAAGCCCCCUCCUUGAUUCUAUGGCUGUUGGGCUGCCAGCCACACCUUCGUGUCCCUGUGGGGACUGGGCUGGAGGGGAGAGAAUGGGAGGUUCUUUGUCUCUAUGCUCUAGGGGCUGGGUUAGAAAGUUCCAGGCCUCCUAAGUACCCAGCCAAGGAAGACAAGAACUAGAAAGGACGUCAUGAGCUCCUCAGGCAGGGUCGACUUGAGGGGGAACCAGGUAGAAGGCUGUGAGAGGCUGUGUUGUUUUUCCCUUUUAGAAUAAAUAAGAAAAGAAACCGAAUGUGCUCUCCCUGUAUGCUGUGCUGGCUUGCCAUGUCACUAAGGCCUCUUCCUCAUGAAGCCAAGCCAAGCUAAAAUCAUGUCUGCAUGAGUGAGGGACAGGCAAAUGAAACCCCAGUCGUGAUGGCUUGAGAAAGCAGUCACCUGUCCUUCCGUGGUGGUGGUCUUCAGGAUGCUUCCAAGGUAAUAGUCAGCAGUACUGCCAGUGGCUGCCAACUCUAGAUAUUCAAGAUGAAAUAAUCUGAGUUGAGAUGACCUAAUAAGGCUGUGAAAUAGUUUUCAAUGAGCACGACAGACAGUCACUAUUUGCUCCUCUGGCUUGGCUUGAGUGGAGAGACAGGAGAGGUAGCCCUGCGCUCCUGCGCCUCAGAUGGAAUCACUAAGACUUCUGAUCCCUGUGACCAGACGUCCUGAUUUUGAACAAUUUUCCCGCGUCCCGCAGCGUUUUUUAAAAGAAUAAACUGAAAUGGAAGUAGAAUCUUAA
Messenger RNA from Echinops telfairi (small Madagascar hedgehog), 6267 nucleotides. RefSeq names its product inositol polyphosphate-4-phosphatase type I A (gene INPP4A). Bases 186 to 3083 code for a protein of 965 amino acids. The record is from RefSeq and is a predicted model, not a curated record. Gene Ontology annotation, molecular function: phosphatidylinositol-3,4-bisphosphate 4-phosphatase activity. The transcript is spliced from 25 exons. Gene Ontology annotation, cellular component: cytoplasm. NCBI's taxonomy places the organism in Eukaryota, Metazoa, Chordata, Mammalia, Afrosoricida, Tenrecidae.